AUGCCCACCUCACUAGAGUCGUCCCGCCCCAUCAUGGCCCCAUCGACCCGAACGUCGGUCCGCUUCAGCACCUACAGCAUGGCGGCUCCGUCUCUGACUCCCACCGCCCACACUUCAGACUCUGUCCAGGCCGAGAUCCGCGACAUUGCCUUGGGCCUGGAUCGCAUGGAGAACAAGGCCCUCUCUUCCCAGCGCGUCAUGCUCAGCGACGAGAAGACGGACAGGCUAAGCCAGCUCGCCCUCGGUGCCAAGCUCGAGCGCGCCCUCGAGCGCCGCAUGAGCAGCCAGGAUGCCGUCAUGCGCCCACGGCCAAAGAGCGUCGCCGUCAGCCGCCCCCCCAAUGACAAGAAGCAGCUCUCGGAAAAGGCCGCCUAA
Hirsutella rhossiliensis is the source of this 375-nucleotide messenger RNA. RefSeq lists its product as uncharacterized. Bases 1 to 375 code for a protein of 124 amino acids. The transcript is spliced from 2 exons. Lineage: Eukaryota; Fungi; Ascomycota; Sordariomycetes; Hypocreales; Ophiocordycipitaceae. The record is from RefSeq and is a predicted model, not a curated record.